Molecule: messenger RNA, 1635 nt
Organism: Sungouiella intermedia
Lineage: Eukaryota; Fungi; Ascomycota; Pichiomycetes; Serinales; Metschnikowiaceae
Source: the annotation of a GenBank genome assembly
AUGAGAUUAACUACCGUGGCCACAAUCGCCUGUGCUGCUUCCAGCGCCAAUGCGCUUACAAUCCCUAGCUUUGGACACAAUUUGCAAGGUGUUCAACAAAUUUUGUCCGAUAAGGUCGACGUAGUGUCGUCCCAGUACUCUCAGAUUGUUCAGGCUUUGGAGAGCAAGAAGGGAGACGUUUUGGCCAAGAUCGCUCAGUACUUUAAUGAGCCACUUGAGAAUAUCUCCAAGGAGACCAAGAACGUGUGGUUGGACAUGUUCACCUCCUUCCCAGACACCAUUGCAGCUAUGAAUUUCAAGUCCAAUCCUAAAAAGGCCACUAAGAACAAGGCCACUUUCGACUUCCAUGUGACUGACGCCAAGUUGCCAAACCACAAGUUGAGGGUCAAGGCGACUCCUGAAGACUUGGGAAUUGACAAGGUGAAGCAGUACACUGGCUACUUGGAUGUUGAGGAUGAAGAUAAGCACUUCUUCUACUGGUUCUUUGAGUCCAGAGGCGAUCCAAAGAAGGACCCAGUGAUCUUGUGGUUGAACGGUGGUCCAGGUUGCUCGUCUUUGACUGGUUUAUUCUUUGAGUUGGGUCCUUCCUCGAUCAACAAAAGCUUGAAGCCAGUGUACAACCCAUCCUCUUGGAACAGCAAUGCAAACGUCAUUUUCUUGGACCAGCCAGUCAAUGUCGGUUUCUCCUACUCCUCUGGAUCAGUAACUAACACUGUGGCUGCUGGCCAGGAUGUUUACGCCUUCUUGGAAUUGUUUUUUAAGCAGUUCCCAGAGUACAAGAAGCAGGACUUCCACAUUGCUGGUGAGUCUUACGGAGGUCACUACAUCCCAGUGUUCUCCUCUGAGAUUUUGAGUCACCCAGAGCGUUCGUUCAACUUGACCUCCGUCUUGAUUGGUAACGGUUUGACUGAUCCAUUGACCCAGUAUGAAUAUUACCAGCCAAUGGCUUGUGGAGAAGGUGGUGAGCCUUCCGUUUUGGAGCCGGAGGAGUGUGACAACAUGGCUGACUCCAUUCCAAGAUGUUUGUCAUUGAUUGAGUCUUGUUACAACUCUGGUUCGGUUUGGUCGUGUGUGCCAGCCACUAUCUACUGUAACAACGCUCAGAUGGGACCAUACCAAAAGACUGGAAGAAACGUUUACGACAUCAGAACGAUGUGCGAAGGCUCUUCUUUGUGCUACAAGGAGUUGCUGUACAUUGACGACUACUUGAACUUGCCAGAAGUUAAGGCUAAGUUGGGAGUCGAAGUGGAAGAGUACCAGUCUUGUAACUUCGAUGUCAACAGAAACUUUAUGUUUGCUGGAGACUGGAUGAAGCCAUACCACAAGAACGUGAUUGACAUUUUGGAAGCCGGUGUUCCAGUUCUUAUCUACGCUGGAGACAAGGACUUCAUUUGCAACUGGUUGGGUAACCAGGCAUGGGCCGACAGAUUGCCAUGGUCUGGCCAUAAGAAGUUCGAGGCAGAGCCAAUUAGAACCUGGACUGUCAAUAAGGAGGCUGCCGGAGAGGUGAAGAACUACAAGCACUUCACAUUUUUGCGUGUGUUCGGUGGUGGUCACAUGGUUCCAUAUGACCAGCCUGAGAACGCAUUGGAGAUGGUCAACAGAUGGGUGAGUGGAGACUUUGCCUACAACUAG